CACAAGGUCAACAAUGGCGCUGUCCCUGUGCCGGUGUGUGUCCCGGGGGCUCGUGGCUCCGCCCCCCGUGGCCUUGCUCCUGGUGAGAGACGCAUCCAAGAAAGCCGGGGGCAGCUCCAAGAACAAAGGGGGGAAUAGCCCUGGCAGGAGAUACGGCUAUAAGAAACUAGACGGAGACUUUGUCCAUGCUGGGAACAUCUUAGCCACUCAGCGCGUAAUGCGCUGGCACCCGGGGUCCCAGGUAGGAAUCGGCCGCAAUAAGACCCUGUUUGCACUGGAAGACGGAAUAGUCCGUUACACCAAGGAAGUAUACGUCCCGCCCCCACGCAGCGAGGAGAGCCGCGAUGUCAUAUGCCAGCUCCCGGCGGGCGCCAUCAUAUACAAAACAUUUGUCAAUGUCAUUCCAGCGCCGCAAGAGAACCGCUUCAAACUUGUAGGGAUGAUGUGAGAGCCAAUCGUGUUGUUUUUGUACAUAUCUUUAUUAAAUUAACAUGCUUCUUUGCA
This is a messenger RNA of Xenopus tropicalis (tropical clawed frog), 504 nucleotides long. RefSeq names its product mitochondrial ribosomal protein L27 (gene mrpl27). Lineage: Eukaryota; Metazoa; Chordata; Amphibia; Anura; Pipidae. Gene Ontology annotation, molecular function: structural constituent of ribosome. Gene Ontology annotation, biological process: translation. The record is from RefSeq and is marked provisional. Gene Ontology annotation, cellular component: mitochondrion; mitochondrial inner membrane; ribosome.